This is a messenger RNA of Manihot esculenta (cassava), 1461 nucleotides long. RefSeq names its product caffeoylshikimate esterase. NCBI's taxonomy places the organism in Eukaryota, Viridiplantae, Streptophyta, Magnoliopsida, Malpighiales, Euphorbiaceae. The transcript is spliced from 8 exons. The coding region runs from base 286 to 1311 and encodes 341 amino acids. The record is from RefSeq and is a predicted model, not a curated record. Gene Ontology annotation, molecular function: lipase activity. Gene Ontology annotation, cellular component: membrane.
ACAGAAUAAGUAAACAAAACAGAUCCCAUCGUAGCUCUUCUCUCGAUAAACUUUCCUCCCCAUUUUCUCAUUGCUAGAAUUCUCUGCGCCUCUCUUCUACGCGAAACGACAACGUUUCUCUCUCUUUCACUGCAUACAUCAUCGCAUUCUGUUGCUUUCCUUCCGAGAUCCUCUUACAUAAGGAUCUGUCGCGCAGACGCAGUUCAAAAACUGAUGCUCAAUCUUGUUAUUGUGAAGGCUUGCUAUUGAUUUUUCUUUUUUUGUUUAUUUUCGCUGCAUGAAACUAUGGAUUUUGAGUAUCAGGAGGUGUACAUAAAGAAUUCAAGAGGAGUGCAGCUAUUCACUUGUAGAUGGUUGCCUGUUUCAUCUUCUCCAAAAGCUCUUGUUUUCCUCUGCCAUGGGUACGGCAUGGAGUGCAGUGGUUACAUGAAAGAAUGUGGAAUCAGGCUAGCACGUGCAAGAUAUGCUGUGUUUGGAAUUGACUAUGAAGGCCAUGGACGGUCCUCCGGCUCCCGUUGCUACAUCAAGAAAUUUGAAAAUAUUGUCAAUGAUUGCAAUGAAUUUUUCAAAUCAGUUUGUGUAGAGAAAUAUUACAGUGACAAGGGCAGAUUCCUGUGUGGAGAGUCCAUGGGAGGGGCAGUGGCCCUGUUACUGCAUAAAAAGGAACCCUCCUUCUAUAAUGGUGCUGUUCUCGUUGCCCCUAUGUGUAAGAUAUCAGAGAAGUUGAAACCACAUCCUGUGGUGGUUAAUAUAUUGACAAGUUUUGAAGAGAUCAUUCCAAAAUGGAAGAUUGUCCCAACUAAAGAUGUGAUUGAUUCUGCUUUCAAAGAUCCUUUCAAGCGAGAGGAGAUAAGGAACAACAAGUUGAUAUACCAGGACAAGCCUAGGCUGAAAACCGCCCUGGAAAUGCUCAGAACUAGCAUGAGCCUUGAACAGAGUUUAUAUCAGGUGAGACUACCAUUCCUUGUGCUGCACGGUGAUGCAGAUACAGUGACUGAUCCAGAAAUAAGCAAAGCCUUGUACGAGAAAGCCAGCAGCAAAGACAAAACCAUGAAACUGUACCCUGGAAUGUGGCAUGCAUUGACAGCAGGGGAGACCAAUGAGAAUGUGGAUAUCGUAUUUGCAGACAUCGUAGAUUGGCUUGAAAAGCACACCCUUGAUCUUGUCCCUGAACCUAUCAUUGAACCCUUCAACAAUGGCAUAGAAAGAGUUGAUGAGUUUCCUGCACCAGUGCAGAGUCGGAGAAAACAAUCCCAGGGGAGCUACCUCUGCGGACUCAAGGAGCCCCGCACGCUCCACUCGGCAAUGUAGCAGUUAGCUUAGCUCACUGUUCCUCUCAGUAGCUUUUGGCUUAUAUCUGUUGUCAUCAGAAGUUUAGCAUGCUCCUGCAAGUGUUCAAAAUGUUUUUUUCUUUUUCGUGUUUAUAAAGGAAGUGAAAUAAUAAGAUAUGCUUUUGGUUAA